AUGGAUGAAAUCGGUGCAAAACAGUUCGACGAACUUCGCAAUCGACGAAGUCAACAAGCCGGAAGUGACGACGGUUUACAAAGGACAUCUCGGACCCGGAAGGUGCCGCGUGAGUACGCAGAAUAUUUAAAUGAAAUACAUUCCAAAGGACUAAAGCAUGAAUUAUUAAAACUUUCGCAAAUUAUUGAAGUAUCUACAGAGUCUUUAAAAAUCUAUGAUUAUAGUAAUAUUGAGACUACAGAAAUUGAAAAAACUUUGGACACUAUACAUUCAAAGUGGGUUAAGUACCUCAAAGUACAUGAAGAUUAUUCUCAGCUGAUUAAUAACACGCGUGACUUGGAGCGUUUAGCAUCCAACGUCAAAGUCUCGAACGAAAAAUAA
Molecule: messenger RNA, 381 nt
Organism: Paramuricea clavata
Lineage: Eukaryota; Metazoa; Cnidaria; Anthozoa; Malacalcyonacea; Plexauridae
Source: the annotation of a GenBank genome assembly